This is a messenger RNA of Gaeumannomyces tritici R3-111a-1, 1217 nucleotides long. RefSeq lists its product as hypothetical. The transcript has a single exon. The record is from RefSeq and is a predicted model, not a curated record. Gene Ontology annotation, molecular function: metal ion binding. Bases 1 to 642 code for a protein of 213 amino acids. Gene Ontology annotation, biological process: protein histidyl modification to diphthamide. Lineage: Eukaryota; Fungi; Ascomycota; Sordariomycetes; Magnaporthales; Magnaporthaceae.
AUGGAUGGCCCCGAGGCGGCGACGCACUACCAGGUCCUGGGCGUGUCCAAGCAGCUCCUCGACAACGCCAAGGAUGCGCAGCCGCUGGUGAGGCUCGCGUACCGCAGGGCCCUGCUGCGGCACCACCCAGACAAGGCCGCAGCAGCAACAGCAGCAGCAGCCGCAUCAUCCUCCUCGCCCCCACCACCACCACCACCACCACCACGCAGGCCACAAACCCACGUGCCCGGCGGCCCCGGCCCCGGCCCCGGCCCCUCCCCGCCCCCGCCCGCCUUCACCGUCGACCAGAUAGCGGCGGCGGCGGCCGUGCUGGCCGACGCGCGGCGCAGGGGCGACUACGACGCCGCCCUCCGCGCCCACAACCACAACCACAACCACCAGCAGCAGCAGCAGCAGCAGCAGCAGGGCGGGGCGGGCGGCGGCCAGGCUGACUUCCAGACGGGCAUCGAGACCCUGGACCUGGACGACCUCGGGUUCGACGAGGUGCGCGGCGUCUGGUUCCGCGGCUGCCGGUGUGGCAACGAGCGCGGCUUCGAGCUCGCCGAGGACGACCUCGAGCCCGCGGCCGACGCCGGCGAGCUCGUCGUGGGCUGCCGCGACUGCAGCCUGUGGCUCAAGGUCCACUUCGCCGUUGUGCUGUAGCAGGAUGGCGGCAGCGGUGGUGGUGGUGGUGGUGGUGAGCGGUGAGGACCAGCAUGCGGCCACUGCUACUGCCCCAUGAAGCAGCAGCCCAACCCCGUCUUGGCUCUGUGACAGCAACCUGGUGGGUUGGCUGUCCCUGCAUGAACUAGGGGAACAAGCGGAGGCCUGCAAAAAUACUGCUGCUUGGCACACAUCUACACAACCAUCUGGCCGAAUCAAGCCUAGACACAUACAUAGGCUAGAAUAGGCAGUAUCAAUAUGAUUGGGAACCAACGAGUUUACCCAGCUUGCCCGACAGAAGGCGUGGGAAUACGAGGAUAGAUAGGCUUGCUGUGCUCUCUUUUCUCGCCUCGAUCGCAUAAUCAUCACACCAACGCAGGCCCGGAGCAAAUCGACAAACAACGAAGCACCGUUACGCCUCUAAAAGGGAUGGCAUGAUGGGAAUCGGAAUUUUGGGAAUUUAUUGUCCAGGCGAUCCUUCCACAGCAUUAGAGUCUAAAAAAAGAAAACAAGCAGUCUGAAUGUGGCCUCCAAAAUGCUCGUCUUUUUAUCCGUUGCUGGAUGAAUGGAAGCGC